This is a messenger RNA of Plodia interpunctella (Indianmeal moth), 1430 nucleotides long. RefSeq lists its product as uncharacterized. The coding region runs from base 391 to 1377 and encodes 328 amino acids. The transcript is spliced from 7 exons. NCBI's taxonomy places the organism in Eukaryota, Metazoa, Arthropoda, Insecta, Lepidoptera, Pyralidae. Gene Ontology annotation, cellular component: nucleolus. The record is from RefSeq and is a predicted model, not a curated record. Gene Ontology annotation, biological process: ribosomal small subunit biogenesis. Gene Ontology annotation, molecular function: rRNA binding.
UCAGCAUUGAUAAGUUGUUUGUGCCAAAACAAAACAAAAAGGAACUAAAUUUUCGUUGAGAAAAUUAAAUAAAUUUAAAAGUUUUAUGUAUUCAUUAAAAUUAAACAAUUAAGGGACUUGAGUAAUUGCUCAGCAAGCUUAUCCACAAACAAAAAAUCAGUACGUUGUUUGUAUCACAUCAGUCUUCAUCAACAAAUUGUGGGGUUACGUUUUACAUGUAACAAGAAUUAUAAAAAUUCCCAUUUUGGGCAAAGAACUAUAUUUUGAAAAGUACAUUUUCACAAAUAUAAUAUAUUAUUAUAAUAUAUAUACCAAUAUUUCGGUUUUGGUUUAUUAAUAUUUACAUAACCUCAAAAUCCCACGUUUUAUAAGGACUCAGAGAGAUUCACCAUGGUAAAAGCUGCAAGUGAGGGAAAUGUAAAAGCGCAGAAUAUCCAAAUAAAUUCAUCUAUAGCAAAGAAGAAAAAAAAAAUUAAGAAAAAGAAAGUCAGUAUUACCAAUACUCAAGGCAAAGCGGAAGGGGAGGCGAAGCCUGCAGCCAAAGUAGGAGAAUGCAAAGUUGAUUUGCCCAUUGAUGACGACAUUACCUCCCGGUACCCGGUGUUGAAGGACGAGCAGCUCGUGAAGAGGUUCCUAGAUGUUCCCAUGAAUAAUAACCAGAAAGGACGACUGCGUCUACAAAUAAAGGACAAACUGAAAGGAACAUCAGAAGUAAUUCUUCCUGACGUAAUAUACAAUAGAAUACAAUGUAUACUGAAAGCUAAUACCAACUUAACGGACACGGACCUUAGAAAAAUAAGGAUUCUAUACAACAUGUUGAUAUCAGCUUUAAAAGGGGAGAAUCCAACAGAACCGACAAACAAAAAAAAUGAAAAAAUCGACAGGAAAAGAUCUUCACCCUUACCGGAGAAGACAGAUGAUAUUAGAAAAGAUAAAAAAGCAGUAGAGAAGAAAGUUAAAGGAAAGAAAAGAUAUGUCGUGUUUCUUGGGAAUCUGCCAUUACAUAUUGAUAAGGGAAAGAUAUUGAACCAUUUCUCAGAGUUGGGCGACCAGGUGAUAGACGUCCGCAUCCCCAAACGUCCUGAGAAUAGUAAGAGCGCCAUCGCCUACGUGGAACUUACCAAUGAACCAACUUAUGAGUUGGCGCUAUCGAAACAUCACUCGAUGUUGGGGAACCGACGGAUUAAUGUUCACUACACUGUACAGAAAAACGGGAAAAUCACCAAGGGUGAAGCCAAGAGCAAGUCUGCAAAGAUGGUAGCCCUGCAGAAAUCCGGCAAGCUGCUAGGCAGCAUUCCAGCCAAUAGGAAACGAAGCCACCGCCGCAUGAAGAUGAAACAGGCGCUGGCUAAACAACAGCUACAGGAGAAUGCAUAAUUUAUUUUAUUGUUAUUAAAGUGUUUAAAACAAAAUUAUAAAAUAUUUGGAUA